Anoplophora glabripennis (Asian longhorned beetle) is the source of this 1953-nucleotide messenger RNA. It is a transcript of the gene Tgi, whose product is annotated as transcription cofactor vestigial-like protein 4. The record is from RefSeq and is a predicted model, not a curated record. Gene Ontology annotation, biological process: negative regulation of DNA-templated transcription. Gene Ontology annotation, molecular function: transcription coactivator binding. The transcript has 4 exons. The coding region runs from base 287 to 1003 and encodes 238 amino acids. Lineage: Eukaryota; Metazoa; Arthropoda; Insecta; Coleoptera; Cerambycidae.
AUAACUAAUAUUGUAAAUUAAUUUUCUCUGGUUGUUGAAUUAAACUUAACUGUUAUUAUCGUGUAAAUUGGUUUUUCGGUUUGGAAGUUUUGCGGGAGAGGGCCAAUGUAAAUAUUUGACAUUCCUUGCAUACCGAACUCACAGGUUCGACCGAAAUGUCAAAUUCUUUUAACAGUUUUUCUUGUUAGUGUGUUAUACAGUUUAAAAAAAUAUAAUAGGAUUAAUUUCUCCAGUGACUAAUCUUAAAACUUGUGGUGUGUUAUCAAAAAUAUUGAAAGAUAACAAUAUGGAGGGCGGAGAAUCUCCCUUGGACGUCCUCUCCCGAGCUGCUACCAUGGUUCAAGAAAAUCAAGCGUAUUCGGCUGCAGACGAUUCAUCCAAACAGUCUUGCCAAAAGCAGACAACGAAGUGGAAACGGGACCGUCGGUCACGGUUGCCCGAGUACUCCCGCAAGUCGGACCCCAAAUUUUCAGAGACGUUCGGUUUGGAGCCGCCGUCCAACGCGGACGUCCCCUCGAACGGUAUAAGCAGCAAUGGAGUCGGCUCCAAAACGUCUAACGACACGUCGAAUGGAGUGGCGACCGAUACGCCACUGGACAUGAGCGUCAGACAAAGAGGACUUCCACCCUCCUAUUCACAGACCAUAAACAAUCCAGGGUAUAGGUCGAACUACAGGCCUUCCGUUAUACAGAACGGAGUACCGAAUAGAGAAGAACUGCCAUCAGGUAUUUCCAUGUGCGAUCCCAUUAUAGACGAGCACUUCAGAAGAUCUUUGGGUAACGACUACCACACUCUCUUCCAAAACAACAACCUCACCAAAGAGCAAUGUGCCCCAAAAUCACCCCCAAAGACACCAACCAACGUCAUCGAACUGAUGGAUAGCACAGGGUUGUCCGUGGACGACCACUUUGCUAAGGCGCUCGGUGACACUUGGGCCAAACUGAACAAAAAGGACCCAGAAGUUAAAACUAAUACCAGUGAAAAUAACCUAGUUUCCACUUAAAUAAUUUAUUUUCCUUUACGUAGAAGCCGAUGUUUAUAUUACAUGUAACAUGUAUUUAUCUUGCUAAGGAAAAACUAGGAUGAGUGUGAGAAAUGGAUAAUAAUUUGUGAGUAGUUAGGAAAAUGUUAGUUAUGACGAUGUAAUGCCCAUCAAUCUCAUAUAAAAAUUGGGUUACCUCUCCUACUCCUUAAAUGUUUAAACUGAUUUGUUUAAAUAAAUAUGGCGUGUAUAAAUGAAGGAAUACAAGUGCUAUCAGAUGAUUUAGAAGCCAAAAUAUGAUAGUCCAAAGUUGCUUUAUUAGCAAGUUACAAGACGUUUAAAUUAAAGUACACACUUUUGUUUUUUACUGUGAAACCAAAGGACUAAUUAUCUUCAAAUUUGACAUGUUUAAUAGCUAGUGGUACAACUAAGGAGACAAAAUAUUUAUUUUUGUUUAAUUGAAUCGUGCUUUGCUUCGUAUCCCCAUUAUUACAAAAUUUCAAUGCAUUGUUAAUAUUGUAUAGUAAUAAUGCACAGCGCCACCUAUCGGAAAUUGCUCAAACUACUUACUAAACCAUAGACCACCUAGACUGGCUAUAGGGCGAUUAUGAUGAAGGCAGUUGGGAGCCUUGUCGGUAGCCCAAAUUAAUUUCAAAUUCAUGUUCAGCACCUCUUUAUGGUAAAAUAAAUAAUUACACCAAAUUUUUAUACUUGAUUCGAUUUUUUGAAUCUAAUAUUUCAAUUUUUAUUGAUUUCCAAAGGAUGUUGACAUAAAGUACAGGUAGGUGAAAGCUUUUAAAAAACAGGAUUGGGUACCAUCAAAAUUUUCACGUAUAUGUUCUAGUCACUCUGAAGAAAAUUUUUUUAUUUUCAACUAAAAUGUAGUCCGCAAAUUAGCAAAAAAUGCAGUUCCCACAUUAAAUCUACCAGAAAUAAUAAGUAAUUAUACUUUAUAUGUACAUUAGGGUGGC